This is a messenger RNA of Oncorhynchus nerka (sockeye salmon), 4462 nucleotides long. RefSeq names its product sphingomyelin phosphodiesterase 3-like. Gene Ontology annotation, cellular component: cytoplasm; extracellular region. The transcript has 8 exons. The record is from RefSeq and is a predicted model, not a curated record. Gene Ontology annotation, biological process: sphingomyelin metabolic process. Gene Ontology annotation, molecular function: sphingomyelin phosphodiesterase activity. Lineage: Eukaryota; Metazoa; Chordata; Actinopteri; Salmoniformes; Salmonidae. Bases 709 to 2730 code for a protein of 673 amino acids.
AUGCAAUCUCACGUUUGCAUUUCUACUUAAUUCAAAUAGUGCAUUUAAUGGAGUUAAAACCAACCCAACUGCCCGAACGAGCACCAGAGUGGUCGUCAUGAGAGGCUUCAGGGAUUGUCUCUGCCUUUCGAUUGGCGGUGGUCGUUAUGAAAAGGGAGUGGCAUCGUAGCCGGUGAGCUAUGACGUCAAUGGAGCUGUUCAAAGUGUGGUGGUGCUGGAAGGAAUCUCACGCAGUUCAUCAGCACAGGCUCCGCGGCCAUAAAGUGGACUGGAUUUGAGAGCAUCAAAAGGCUAUUAUCACGGUUCAGAGGGGGAGAAUACCGAAGAGAAAUAGUGCUCCACCUGUUUGAAUAAAUCAGCGAGAUCUGAAAGAAGUUCUGAAGCUGAGAUGGUACCGAGAUUCACUUCUUCAUAGAUCCGCCUUCCUGGUGUCCAUGGGUUCCUUCUGACUACAGCAGCUAGUUCUACAUCAUCAAGAUGACCUCCACCCAGAGACUCUAGUUCCUCAUUCCUCCAUUGGAGGACCACUGUGGUGAGGGGAGGGGGAGGGUGAAGGAGCCUCCUGCCAUCAGGCAAAUAGCUGCAGAGCCUGCUGGUGAAAGCGAAGGGAACCAUGUAGUGUUCAUUUCUCCACCCAGGGGAGGGUAGAUUUGAGUCAAGUUUGUUUUCCAUUGAUUUUAGUGUGAGAGUGUUUUAUGUGAGCCAGAGAUGGUCCUCCACACCUCUCCCUACUCCAGUGCCUUCCUGCGGUGCCUCACUAGCCUGUCAUGGGGCUUUAUCUUCCCCUGCUACUGGCUGCUGGACCGCCUGCUAGCCUCCUGUGUGGCCACCUCUCUGGAAAAGCGCCGGCGCUCCCAGGACCCCUGCUCCUUUGUGACGCUGUAUGUGCUGGUGUCCACUCCGCUCUACCUGCUGCUCCUCCUAGCCUCGCUGCCCUUCGCUCUAAUGGGCUUCCUGCUGUGGGCUCCCCUGCAGGCGGCCCGCCAUCCCUAUCUCUACACCCACCGCAGCCCGAACAAGCACCAGGCUGAGCAGGGGGGCGCGGCAUCACUGGCGGACUGGAGGCCGCAAGGCCGCAGCUUCUGCUUCGGCAGUGCCAACGUGUGCCUACUGCCAGACUCCCUGGCACGCUUCAACAACCUGUCUGAGACCCAGCGCCGUGCCCGCGAGGUGGGCAAGCGCAUCCGUAAUGGGGCCAGCCGGCCGCAGAUCAAGAUAUACAUCGACUCCCCCACCAACACCUCCAUCAGCGCCGUCUCCUUCAGCAGCCUGGUCACGGGGUUCCCACGCACCUCCUCACUGGACCAGCGGCCUGACAACACAGCCGAGGCCGAACCCCUCACUGGGUGCCCAGUACACAAUUCUAGUGCAGACUGCCCAAUACACACUGCCGGUGCAGACUGCCCCAUACCCACCACUGGUGAUGACUUCCCCAUACACCCAACAGGGAACCAGAGCUCCUCAGAUUGUCCCGUCCACGUAGCUGGUGGAGAGAACACACCAGAGUGCCCGCUUCACACUGCUGGUGCCCAUAACAGCUCUGACUGCCCUGUUCACACCACAGUGGCCCAGAACUCAGCAGACUGCCCCAUGCACGCCUCUGGGGUCCAGAUCAGUAUCAGUGCCCCAGAGCCAGACCCCCCAGAGGCCGAGACAGGAAACCACCAAGGCGAGGGUGACGCGGAGAGCCUGACAGGGGGGGUGCCUUCUAACAACACCCUGUCCCACCGCACCUCCAUGUUCAAGAAGCACAGCGGCCGCAAGCGGCGCCAAGGCGACGACGGCAUCGACCACGAGAUCUCUGCCUUCUUCCCUGCCAACCUGGACUUCCUGUGUCUGCAGGAAGUGUUUGACCACCGGGCCACGUCCAGGCUGAGGCGGCAGCUGCAACACUACUUCCCCUACAUCCUGAGUGAUGUGGGCCGCUACGCCUGGAAGGGCUGCUGCUCCCGCUUCAAGUUCCUCAACAGUGGCGUUAUGCUGGUCAGCCGCUACCCCAUCCUGGACGCCCACUAUGAGUGCUACCCUAACGGGCGAGGGGAAGAUGCCCUAGCAGCCAAAGGAGCUCUCUUUGUCAAGGUGCAGGUGGGAACCUCCCAUCGGGAGCAGAGAGUUGUGGGAUACCUCACCUGCACUCAUCUACACGCCAUUGAAGGAGAUGCAGCUGUGCGUUGUGAGCAGUUGGAUCUACUCUUGGAGUGGGGGACGGAUUUCCGCAAGGCAACGUCCCGCCCCUCAGAGGAGAAGGGUCUGGAGGACCAGGUGGCCUUUGAUGUUGUCCUCGGCGACCUCAAUUUCGACAAUUGCUCUUCAGAGGAUAAACUGGAGCAGCAGCAUUCCCUCUUCACGCAGUACAAGGACCCGUGUCGCCUGGGGCCAGGGGAGGACAAGCCAUGGGCUCUGGGAACACUACUGGACACCAGUGGGCUUUAUGAUGAGGAGGUCAGUUCACCAGAGAGUUUACAAAAAGUGAUGGAGAAUGAGGAGGGGAGGAAGGAAUACCUGGUGUUCCCCACCAAUAAAAACCACUGUCCUAAUCAGAAGGGCAGAAAAAUCCCCCUGAAAGGCAAUGGGAGGAGGAUCGACUACAUCCUUUACAGUGAGGCGGUGCAGCAGGACUGGAAAAUGGACAUUGAAGAGUUUAGCUUCAUCACCCAGCUGGCCGGCCUCACUGACCACCUGUCUGUGGCCAUGCGUCUGGCUGUGUCCACAGGAGAGGAGGAGCCUUAGGCCUACACCCUUUAUACUGCCACGGAGGAAGAACGGGGACCGAAGAGGCAGAGGGAAGGCAAGGAACUCAGGCCUGAGAAAGACAGAGCUUGAAAAAGGAGAAGAAACGGGUGGACAUAACGAAGAAGAAAUAAAGGAGUAGAUGCAGAGGAGUCAUGUGAUCCAGAGAGAACCUGGUGGAGAGAGAUAAAAGAGUGGUUGUUGUGUGUGCCAGAGGUCUGGACCGGGCCCAAUGCGGACCUGAGGGACUGAGCCAAAGACUCACACAAACACACACAGUCUGAGGUUGACUCACACACCUACAGGUCUCCACCGUACCAUGUAUCAUCUCUGGUCCUCGGGGUCUAUCAGCUCCCUGAUGAUGGAGUCCCAAUGAUUGACUUACUAUGACUCAUUUCCUGUAUUUAGAUACUUUUAUGUUUUUAGGCCUCAUUUACGUCUGACCUUUUUCUGUUUUUACUUUUUGGGCUCGGAAGCGUCUAAACUUUGUUCUUUAUUUGAUUUAAAACGGUGACAUGAGACUUCUCUUGACUCAUGGAAUUUAGAGUGUAGCCUGGCUUACUGUGUCUCUGUGUUGGUGUGUUUGUUCCUCUCUUACCUUAACCCCAAUUCAUGGAACCUCGGCAUAAUGUAUUUUUUUCUAACUCUUUCUAAUGGUUUCUAUGGUCAACGUACCAUCUUUGUAGGGAGUUGAAACACCCACAUUUAAUACUUUAAAUUUAUAAUGAGGUAUUGUAUGAAAAAUAACAUCUGAAAGGGAUCUUUUCGGGGCCAAUCUGACUGGCAUCUCAUGUUUCAGGGGUUGUUUGGUUGUUAUGCAGAGCUGAGCAGUGAGGAACACGUGAUAUGAUUAGAUAAGAGGAACUUAGUUAGGAGGGCCUGGGUGGGGGGCGGGGGGGGGGGGGGAUUCUGCAUGGGGAGGGUAGUGAGGAUAUCAGAUGCAAUCCCUCAAUAAGAAUUUUAAUCACAGACUGUUUGGGUUGAAAGCCUGGUCUCCAGGGCGAUAAGCAUGUUCCCCUGACAAUGCAAUCUCAAAUGCUGCCAAUGCAAUGAGUCUGCAGGGUCUGCCACCCUGCCAAAACCCACAAACACACACACCUGCACACUCAUUACAUACACAGACACCAUUGGCACUGAUGCCUUUCUCAUUUGUGACAACACCUUUUUACUCUCUCACCUGUUCUUAUUGACACUGUUGCUAUUGCUGGCUGUAUCACAGGAUGAUAAGGGAUGUGCGUAUGUGUGCAGAGCUGGCUUUGGGAUAUGUGACGACCCCAUGUCCCACUUUAGCAUGGUGCAGUAUUUAUAGAUCUUAUUCCUGGUUGUGGCCACAGCAGAGGCGAACGUUUACACACCUGCUUACUUGUUUCAGGUCAUGGAGGGAUCCUGGUCGGUCAGAAUAUCUCUGUACUUUAAUAUGUAUGUACUGUAGGUAUGCCCACCUGGCAUUUCUACUCAUCUACUAUCACCUGGCUGCUUUUAUACGCUCUAAAGCCUCUUUAUUAUUAUUAGUAGUAGUAGUAUUAGUAGUACUAAUAUUGGUAGGGUUUAUAUUUGUGCUUUUUUAAUACAGUACAUGGCCCAUCUUGCAUUGAUCUGUUCCAUAUUUAGGAUGCUGCAGUUCCCUGGUUUAGUUCACAAACUCUUGGAAAUAACAUCUCCCUUGUGCUGGUCUGACUCUCCAGUCCCUCAGCCUCUCCGCGGUUGGGUCUGUUUUUUAGUCAGGGACUGG